GUAAGAACGGAGCUCUCCUUCUAUGUAUUUAAUUCACAUUAUGAUGGUAUUAUAUGCACAGUAUAUGUUACCCGGGCUAAAGCGUGAAUCCCGAGCCUCCUGUCCUCAAUGGCUCGGCUCAGUUCGGCUCGGCUCGGCUCAGAGCUGUGAGUCACAGACAAUGCGAGGCUGUCAGAUCCGACGGUAGGAGGCUCUUUCCAAAACCUGCAGCUUCAAAUCUAAAUAUGAGGCGCUGCAUAGUGUGAAGAUGGCAAACGCUUCCUACGACCAGCUGGCCCACCAGGUGGAGGCGCUCCGUAAGGAGAACUCCCACCUGAGGAGGGAGCUGGAAGAUAACUCCAACCACCUAUCCAAACUGGAGACUGAGACCACCGGCAUGAAGGAGGUGUUGAAGCAGCUGCAGAGUAAACUGGAGCAGGAGGCCGGAACACUGGCGUCGUCCGGACGGAGCGAUGUGCUGCACCAACUCAAAGAGCUCCACAUGGAUCUCACUAACUACUACGAACUCAAGCAUCAACCCCACAAUCUGAGGCUUCUAACAGGCAGUGUGGGGGGGGCAGGGCCAGGUGGAGUUGGAGGAGCUGACGUGGACGACCGCCUGGCUCUGCCUCCUUCCUCCUGCUCCUCUUCCACAGCGGUGAGCAGAGCCCGAAGUCCGCUCAGAGCGCUGUCCCGUCUGAGCUUAGGUUCUGGGGGGGAGGCCGCUGCCGCCAUGCUGCCGCAUCACUUCCUGGACGGAGCACCGCCCAAAACAGCUGUCAUCAGUGGAGCUGAUGGACGAAUGAGCGACCACCACCAGGAGGAGCUGUACAAGGAGAGGAACCUCCUCCUGGGGGAGAUCGACCGCGAGGAGAGGGAGCGCUGCUGGUACUUCAGCCAGCUGGACGCGCUGUCUCAGAGACUGGCUCAACUGCCCCGCAUCGACACGUUUUCUCUGCAGAUGGAUCUGAUCCGGCAGCAGCUGGAGUUUGAAGCACAGCAGGUUCAGUCUGUAAUGGAGGAGCGUUUCGGCACCAGUGAUGAAGUGGUUCAGAGGACGCAGAUCCGUGUUGCUCGUCUGGAGCAGCUGGAGAAAGAGCUGCAGGAGGCCCGAGGCAGUCAAGAGACCCAGCUACAGCUGUCUGGAGCUGAGAAGCCCCCUGCUGGAGAGCCGGAGAAUGGAGGCGCAGCAGCAGGAACAGAAGCUCCUGCAGACGGAGGCAGCAAGGUGGAGAUGGUGUUCUGGCUGCUCUCCAUGCUCGCCAACAGAGAUAAGGAGCAGAUGUCUCGCACUCUGCUGGCUCUAUCCAGCUCUCAGGACAGCUGCAUUGCCAUGAGAAAGUCUGGCUGUGUCCCGCUGCUGGUCCAGAUCCUACAUGAAGCCCCCAGCGGGGGGGAGACGGUGGCGGGAGGGACUGUGACGGGCUGCAGCAGGGAGGCCAAAUCUAGAGCAAGCGCCGCCCUUCACAACAUCAUCUACUCCCAGCAGGACGAGGGCCAGGCCCGCCGCGAGAUGCGGGUGCUGCACAUGCUGGAGCAGAUCCGGACCUACUGUGACAGCGGCUGGGACUGGAUCGAGAGCCAUGCAGGGACACCAUCCCCUGGAGGAACCAAAACCACCGACAUCCCUGAGCCUGUAGACCCUCAGAUCUGUCAGGCCAUGUGCGCCAUCAUGAAGCUUUCCUUUGAAGAGGAGUGCCGGCGUGCUAUGAAUGAAUUAGGCGGUCUGCAAGUCGUGGCUGAUUUGAUCCACCUGGAGCAGGACAUGUACGGCAUGCAGAACGACCCCAUCAACAUGGCUCUGCGCCGCUACUCAGGGAUGGCUGUGACUAACCUCACUUUCGGAGACGUCGUCAACAAGGCCACUCUGUGCUCCAAAAAGAGCUGUCUACUAGCUCUGGUUGCCCAGUUGGCAUCAGACAGUGAAGAGCUACAUCAGGUGGUCUCCAGCAUCCUGAGGAACCUAUCCUGGAGGGCUGACAUCAGCAGUAAGAAGAUCCUCAGAGACAUCGGCUGUGUGUCUGCCCUGAUGACCUGUGCCCUUCAGGCCACCAAGGAGUCGACCUUGAAGAGCCUCCUAAGCGCUCUAUGGAAUCUGUCAGCUCACAGCACUGACAACAAGGUGGCCAUAUGUUCAGUGGACGGCGCUCUGGGCUUCCUGGUCAGCACACUGACGUACCGAUGUCAAACCAAUUCACUGGCCAUCAUCGAGAGCGGAGGAGGCAUUCUUCGAAACGUGUCAAGUCUGGUCGCUACAAGGGAAGACUACAGGCAAAUCCUCAGGGACCACAACUGCCUCCAGACUCUGCUGCAGCACCUGCGCUCCCACAGCCUGACAAUAGUGAGCAACGCCUGUGGGACUCUCUGGAACCUCUCUGCCCGUAGUCCAAAAGACCAGGAGCUGCUCUGGGAUCUUGGUGCAGUGAGCAUGCUUCGCAACCUUAUCCACUCCAAGCACAAGAUGAUAGCCAUGGGCAGCGCUGCAGCUUUAAGGAAUCUCCUCACCAAUCGACCCAUAAAAUAUAAGGAUGCUGCCGUUGUAUCCCCUGGGUCCUGCAUGCCCUCACUUUACAUGAGGAAACAGAAGGCUCUCGAGGCAGAGCUGGAUGCCAAACACCUUGCAGAGACUUUUGACACCCUGGAGAAACAAAGCCCCAAGAUUCUGACACUUAACAAGCCACUACGGCACAUUGAGAGUCUGGCAAAGGAUUAUGCAUCUGAUUCUGGUUGUUUUGAUGAUGACGAGGCACCCAACGUCUCCAGUAGCCUGGACACUGGGAGUUUCUCAAUGCUCUCUAUGUUCCUUACAAACUCUAACUUCCUGCAAAACCAACCACGCAAGAGGGACAGUGAACCUGAGAGAGAUGUAGACAUGCCUCAGAUGGUCGAGAAGAGACAAGCUCCUCCUGACGAUGUGGUAUCUGCUGCUGCGGAAAAGCUGGCAAAAAAGAUCACCAACACGGUUGCCAAGAUAGACAGGUUAGUGGAGGACAUCACCAUGCAAACAUCAUCAGAGGACAGUUUUAGCCUAAGCUCUGAAGACCAUUUGGCAGACUGGCCUUACGGGCUGGAUGAACUCAAUGAAGCCCGGGCAAAAUCAUGCUCCCCCUGCCGUGUCUCCGAUACAAGCAGCUUGAACCACAGGGAACGGCUCAGUAGAGCCCAUGCCCUGUUGCGCCUCAAAACGGCCCAUACAAGUGUAUCAACAGACAGCCUCAACAGUGGAAGCACCAGUGAUGGCUACUGUGGAAGCAAAGACCAGAUGCGACCUGCUCCAAAACCUCUUACGAUGCAACAGCGUCCCAACCAGCUUGAUCUCAAGGUGGCCCAUCAAGAUUACUUCAAUGUUGGACUGUCUGCACUGAAUGAGACUAACCAUCAAUAUAUUCCGGAGAGAGAUUCUGUGGACAACAAAGAUGCUAGAGGUGAAGAGCUCAGCAGCACAGAUGCAGAAAAAUAUCAGGAUCAACCUAUUCAAACGCCUGUCAGUGCAUCUACUAAACUCUCCUCUGAUGUCAGCAUGACUUCAAUUAAAUUGUCUCCUUCUUAUCAACCGGUUCCACUGAUUCAGAGUGUGGCUAAAUUUGGUGUAGCAAAGACAGCAAUCAAUGUUCAAGCUGCCCAAGCAAUGAGGAGGCAAGCAUGGAUACCUACUGUAAUGACUGGGGGUAGUAUUACAAAAUUUUCUCCAAUGUCUUCCACCAGAAACCCAACUAUUGGGGCGAUGGAGACGGUCCAGAAAUACUCGGUGGAGAACACCCCAAUUUGCUUCUCCCGCUGCAGUUCACUUUCCUCCCUCUCUUCUGGCGACGGAGCAUUGGAUGGACAAAGUGAAAAUGAGCUAGAGAGUGACUCAUCAUUAGAAAUAAUUGAAGUAGAAGAUGGGGAAGUGGUGAUAAGAGCUGAGGAGGAUGAAACCUUGGAAGAUCUGAGUGACAGUCAGUUGCUGAUGACUGACUCAAAAACAUUCCCCAGCAAAGAGACAGAUCCCAUUGAGAUUCCCUGUCAGGCCAAAAGGGAAAAGGUUUUCCUUAGAGGAGCUUCACCAGCCAUACUGGAAGACAGAUCUCCAUCCAGUUCAUCUGAAAACUACAUCCACGAGACCCCCCUGAUAAUGAGUCGCUGUAGCUCAGUCAGUUCCCUGGGUAGCUUUGAGUCUCCUUCUUUUGCCAGCUCAAUCCAAAGUGAUCCAUGUAGUGAGAUGAUUGAUGGAACAAUAAGCCCUAGUGAUCUUCCAGACAGUCCAGGUCAAACCAUGCCUCCUAGUCGAAGUAAAACUCCAUGUUGCAUUGAGUCAAAUGGACCAGAAACACAGGCCACAGGAAUUGCAGGCCAAUGGGAAAGCAGCCUGCGAAAGUUCAUGGAGAUUGCAGACUCUAAGGAGAGGUUUAACCUUCCUCCUGACUUGGACACCAUGAUCUACUUUACAGUGGAAAAGCCAACUGAAAACUUCUCUUGCGCUUCGAGUUUGAGUGCCCUGCCUCUUCACGAACACUACAUACAAAAAGAUGUUGAGCUGAAAUUGACCCCCCUACUCCAGCAAAAUGACAAACAUCUUCCUUUCCCUGAUGAGCAUGAGCAAGGAUUUGACCAUGGUGAGAGAUAUAGUGAAGGCAACUCAGAUGAUGACAUAGAAAUCUUAAAGGAAUGCAUAAACUCAGCAAUGCCCUCCAAAUUCAGAAAAGUAAGACCUUCCCUGAUGACCACCAUCCCUCCUCACAUUCUCAAUUCUCAGAUCCAAAAACAGAUUCAUGUUCCAGUGUACAUGAUGCUUCCAAAUGGAAAAACCCAAAUGUGUCCUGGAAGGAGAUUUGUCAUCCCCCAAAAGGACUUCAUAUUUGACGAUUCAUCCUUCACUGAUUCUGCAGAAGGUACCCCAGUCAACUUCUCCAGCACAACAUCCCUUAGUGAUGAAACACUUCAGUAUUCAGUAAAGGAGAGGGGGGCUAACGACUGCACAGCCAAAGGUAUAAACAAACAGGAAUUGCUUGACGAUGAGGCAAAGAGGAUAGAAGACUUGAGGAUAUUCUCACACUUCCAUAAACCCAACAAGAUGAAUUACCCACCUGAGAUACAAAUGAACCGAACAACCAAACAUAUCAUUCCCACGCAGAGGGUGCUGUUGCAGAGCAAAGAGGUAGCAGAUAGGGUGGCAAACCAACGAAACCGUGAUAAGUCACCAAACCAGCAAAAUAAGAGGCAAAGUCAAGGUACGGUCAGGAAACUGGAAUUGCCCGUCAUUAAGCAAAACAAAGAAGGUAACCUAAAUGUUCGAUCAAAAAAAGGGAAAACAGUCGUUCGGCAAAUGACACAAUCUUCAGAGGACAGUAACAGCUUCUAUGAGGAUAAAAAUGAAGCAAUAAAACGAACAAGUAGAAAACAGAUCAGGGAAGAAAGUACAAACACUCUCUCCCGAAGCAUGACAAAUAUUGGCAGGGUUGAUAAUUGCCAAGCAAUGCCAAGAGGAUUUCAAAGGAUUAAACAAAAUCUGAUUAAGGAUGAAUCACUGGCAUGUUACUCACUCAGCUCCUCACUUAGUUCACUGAGUGAUGCCGAGUUUGAGGCUCAUAGAUCAAAAGCCCAUCAAAUAUGGUACAAAAACAGACAUAACAAAACACUCAAUAUGAUGAAACAAACAAAGCCUAUAAACAUUCACAGCCAAUAUGAAGAGCCGAGCUCGCCAAGUUCUGUCAGCAUGGAUUCAGAGGAUGACCUUCUUCAGAAAUGCAUAACAUCUGCCAUGCCCAGGCAGAGAAGAAGGCUUGCUGCCAGAAAGAAAAAAGCAGAAAAUAGUCAAAAACAAAACACAUAUGAUGGGUGGAACAUGAAUGAGGAAAUGGAUAUGGAUGAGGAAAUGGAUAGUGAUGACACAGCAUGGGAUAAAGAUUCAGACCUCAAUAGUGUUGAAUGGAGAGCCAUACAAGAAGGUGCUAAUUGUGUUGUCACUGGGUUGCAGGCAUCAAAGUCUCAGGACCCAUCCUCUGAAGAGACUGAAUCAGUCCUGUCAUUUAUGUCCACAUCCAGCUUCACACCCAAAGAAAGGAAGUUUGCUAAAGAUAAAAAGGCAAAUAAACCUCUUGACUUUGCGCAGCGCAAGCCAGUUCCAAACUUACCAAUGGUUUUCAGAGGCCGGACAGUGAUCUAUACACCGAAAAAGGAGACGGCUCCAUCACAAAGACCUCCUCCUAGAAAAGUAACAACCAAUACAGAUGCUCCAAAGAACCCAAACCUUGCUCAGCACAGAUCAAAGAGCCUUCACAGAUUAGGUUGGCCCCAGGAUAUUGAACUGUCUUUGCCAAAGAGAAGCUCUACUCCACCUCCAAGGAUACCAAAAAGUUCAUCCUCUGGAUCGUCACAAAGUUCUACACCAUCUAAACAGUCACAGAAGAAGAUAAUAUCCCCGACUCAGAUAAAUAAAACCAACCAGAAAAAGAUUGCCUCGCUACCUAGUAGCCCGCCAGCUACAAGCCCCCCUGAAAGAAAGGGACGCUCUCCUGUUCUGAAACAAAAUGAAAAGUCCCCACCACCUAAAACUCAAAAGUCACCUGUCCGAAUUCCAUUUAUGCAAAGUUCAGCCAGGCCAAGACCUCUGUCACCUCUAGUAACUAACAAGAUAACCACCACACAAACCAAUAAGGUCAAUGGCAAACGUUUGCCCCCCACCGAUCGUUUUGGACUUGUCAGGAUGACUUCUGUCCAUUCAAGUGGUGGUGAGUCUGAGCGCAAUGGAUUCUUGAGACAGCUGACUUUCAUUAAGGAAUCACAGAAUGCGCUUAGACGUGAUGGUUCCGCACACAACAUGUCAGGAUCUCAGAAUGGAUCCCCGCGCAGAGCAAUUCCUGGAGCUUCAGCUGUCUUUCUUUGCUCAUCACGCUGUCAGGAACUAAAGGUAUCUGUGCAAACUCCCAGACGGGUGCGAGUAAAAGAUCUAAGACAAACAGAGCAGAGGUCAGACCGCUGCCUACAGAAGCAGAGUGCAACCCUCUCGAGAGCAACCUCCUGUGAAAGAGAUCUAUCUGCAAGACGCCCAUCGAGAAGAACCAGCUCUGAAAGCCCUUGUAGGUUGGCUCAGCGAAACGGGCCUGGCAGAGUGUCUGGACCCAAACAGCAACAAGACAAGGAUACCUUUAAACGUCAUGCUUCAUCGCCAAGCCUAAACAUACUGAGUAGGGUGACCAGCCGUUCCUCCCUCCGUUCCUCCUCAUCUGAUUCAAGUGGAAGAGCAAAGAGCGAGGAUGAUACAAAGAAAAAAGUGCAGAGAUCUGCAUCAAAGCUGAAUGAAAGAGUCACCUGGAGGAGGAUCAGGGAUGAAGAUGUACCUCAGAUCUUGAAAAGCACUCUGCCAGCAAAUGCAUUACCUUUGGUAACUUCUCCUGACGGGGAACAGCCAAAACCACUGGCACUACCAGGAAAGCUGCCAACAAUUUUACUUGUGUCUCGCAAGACAAGCGAUGCGACAGUCCAGACAGAAGAUUUUACAAACAACAAAACCAACUCAAGCCCCUCUCCAACAGUUGAAACAGCUCGGAUGAUUUCAGAGGAAGUGGCACGCUUUGCGCUACUUAAGAAGAUUAGUUCAACCUCUGGGAGUAACCUGCAGGAUGGAGAUUCUGAAGUCUCCCUGAGCCACAGCACUGUCUCCACAGGAACGUCUGAUUCCCAUGUCGGUGGAGUUGUCCAUUUCCGCCAAGGAUCCCCCAGCAAGGCUGCCCGUAUCACUCCAUUUAAUUAUACUCCAAGCCCCAUUUCCUGCAACCUACAAAACAUGCAUAGCAAGAUAGCCUCAAUCAAGGAAAAGUCAGGGGAAAAAAGUGAGUCGUAAGACAUUUAGUGGAUUACUGGACAACAUGGAUUACUCUACUGUGAUCCUGGAUGAAACUCAGGUGGACAGCCUAGGAGUGUGCUGGCCCAUAUACCUCGGGUAUUUACCCUUUACUUUCCCCAUUCACUGCAAGUCUUUCUCUCUGAACAAUUGAUCAAAGCUUCCAUCUACCAUUCAUAAAAGGUUGGAUGUAUGCAUUAAGAGGUCUAACAAGACUCUCAAUAACAAUGCACUUCAGAGAAAAAUCACACAUGAAAAGGAAGUGCAUCUUUUUGUACUUUUUUUGUAUUUGUAGAAUAAUCAUUGCCUAUUAGAAAAGUAGUGGAAAUAUGAAGCAAAAGACAAUUAACUUGAUUUCAGCACAUCGGUUUUCUGGAUGGAAUCGAUAAAAGAACAAUAUUAUGCAAAUCUUUGAAAGAUUACUCAGCUGGACUUUUACCUGAAAUGUACAAACUGUGGCUGACUGUUGAUAGACUCUCACAAAUGAUGCCAAUACACUGAAAUGUUAAGCAUUUUUUACAUACAGUGAAUCAAUGCUUUGGGCCUCUUAAUCACAAAUCAACGGAAUUAUAAUAAACUGCUAGUCUUCUUUUUCAUAGAGCUCAGUAGGUCUGGGGCUACAUUUUAGAAAAGAACUUCAAAUGAACAGUCCAAUUAUCUUAUUUAGUGAUUUCAGAAUGUAUUACAGGUCAGCGGUGUGCAAAAUUCUAAAUUCAAAAGCUAAACAUUGUGCAGUUUGUACUUAUUUAAGUAUUUUGAACGCGCAGAUAACAAUUUUGAGGCAACUGUUAACUAUAGUUUUACUAGUGUACAUCUAUAUAUAUGAUAUAUGAUAACUACAUAUGUACGUAGUCAUCAUAUCUCCCCAGCUCAACUUUGCUUAAAAAGUAUUAUUAAUAAAGUCUACUGAGCAGUAAUUUGAGGAGGAAUAUGAUUAUCCCUGACACCUACUCUACUCUAGAUAAAUCCCUGCUGCAGAACAAAUUAUAGCAUCCUGUGGUUUUCUAAACUAUAAGCAGAUUCUGGUUAUUUACACUCUCCUGUGCUGUUUGUCUUGAUCAGUUUUGUAAAUAACAUGCAGAUAUACAAAAUCUCCAAAGCUUCCUUGUGGGCAAAAAAAUCUGUGUUGCUCGAUGACAGCAUGCAUAUACUGUAUAUAUCAUUGACUGUAUACACACACCUGUUGUGGAGGGACGAUGAUGUUGUUAUUCAGAGGUAAACUAGCAUUACUCGCCAUCUGUAAUUAGGAGCUGAAAAGACAUAUAAUGGUAUUAACUGUCAGCGUAGCUGAACAGAGCGACUACAUGCCUAUUCUCAUCUAUUUACAUGACAUAUUUGUUAUGUUUGCUUCUAGAUUCAGGCCUUAUUGCUGUGGAGUAUUCCUUGUCCAGAAACAAAAUUAUUUGAUCCAGUGAUGGUGCGGCUUUGAGUCAAUGGACGUGUGUCCUUACUAAACUCUUUAUAACUUGUUAAUAAUUAAUAAUAAUAAUUAACUGUGUUGCUGUAAAGUAGUGAUAGGUUGAGAAGAAGUUGAAUAUUAAGACAAUGAAUAUUCUCUGUAGUUGUAACAUCACUCCUCUGUGUGUGCUGCUGGAAGAUCAAAGACAGAACUAACAUUCAUCAUUCAUCUACAUAAAGGCGCUCAAUAUUCAUAAAACAAGCUUUUGUAUUUACCACACUGACCCUACUGUAUUUCCAAAGCAUGUUUCGAUUAUCCAUAAAGAACAAGUAGCAUUUCAAUGCAAUACUUCAGGUCCCCCUGGCCAUUUGAAGAUAUAUAGGUAAUACAACCCUAACAUCUGCAAUCACCUGGUUGGUUUGAAUAAAGUUGGCUUGGGAAAUUAUAUUUAGAAAUGAUGUCACUGUGCAUAAACUUUUAUAAAAACUCUGCAUGAGUAGUCAGAGUUUUUGAAAGUGCAGAUGUAGAAUAAUAUUAACAAGAAUGUGAAAACACAUUAUUCAAACAGAGAAAAAAGUGGAUUGAUCCAAGCACAGAUUUAAAGCUGACUUGAGAACAAACAUUUAGGCCAAGAGUAGAAUGAUUUGGCCUAAGUACCUUAGCCUUAAUUUAUGUACAUAUGGUGUGCUAUUAUGUUAAAGCUAUGGUACUUGGGCCAAGUUUGAGUGUUCAACUUAAGCUGAGUAAUCUAUCAAUUAUUCAAAAUGUUGAAAUCAAUGUGCAUGUGGACAGAUUGUUAUCACAGCACGCACAAAAAGGUUUCUUUCAGUCAAAACGUCAGGUAGAUACAACACUAGCUGUCCCGUGAGUACGCGUGAAUACACCUGCAGGGGAUUACAGCGCUAUGUUCAGACUGUAAGAAAGGUUGUUUCAUCUGUAACCAGAUAAAAGUAAAGCCCCAGGAGGUUCAGCAUUUUCUUAAGCACAUAUUUCACACAUUUUAAAUAUGUGUGUCCCUUAUUUGAACCCAUAAUUAAAGGCUUGAAAUUAGUAUUUCUAAACCGUGUUUGAUACUUAUCAAGACAGAUCUUGGGUUUGAGAAUCACUUUAACAGAAAGUAAAAAUACAUAUUAGGAGGUAGAGUGAAAACUGUGUGAACAAGACGGACAAGGAGUUAGUCUUAAGUGUUAAUAUGUGGUCAGGAGUGUCCUGGAAGUUAGUCCACCCUCACCGUCAGCAACUUUGAACACGCCUGGCUGUAGACAAUUGUUCCAAAAUCAUGCUGAUGGGUUUUAAAUAAAAUGCCUUCUGUGCGUUCAGCAUUUUCCAAUUCACAAAACAUGGAUGGUUAAACGUAUUUCAGCACAAAUGACUAAAUCUGUUAUGAAACUAAAUAUUAGAUACAUUAUAAGGACUCUUGAAACUUUAAUUUUGUGGACAGUUAUUGAGUUAAUGUCUAGCGUCACUCAUAAUACUGGCGGCCCCAGCCUGUCGAGCGUGAACAAGGCACCGAGGAGUUAUGGUGCCAUGUGAAAUAGGCAAAGCAGCAGAACUGUGUCAUAAUAAAUGUUUUCAUCCAAUAAAAAGUGACGUGUUUCAUUAAAA
Molecule: messenger RNA, 10805 nt
Organism: Eleginops maclovinus (Patagonian blennie)
Lineage: Eukaryota; Metazoa; Chordata; Actinopteri; Perciformes; Eleginopidae
Gene: apc2
Product: APC regulator of WNT signaling pathway 2
Exons: 14
Coding region: 248-7801 (2517 amino acids)
Biological process (GO): positive regulation of protein catabolic process; regulation of cell differentiation; pattern specification process
Cellular component (GO): beta-catenin destruction complex; cytoplasmic microtubule; catenin complex
Molecular function (GO): gamma-catenin binding; beta-catenin binding; microtubule binding
Source: RefSeq, a predicted model, not a curated record